Molecule: messenger RNA, 3803 nt
Organism: Crotalus tigris (Tiger rattlesnake)
Lineage: Eukaryota; Metazoa; Chordata; Lepidosauria; Squamata; Viperidae
Product: zinc finger protein 420-like
Exons: 4
Coding region: 274-2775 (833 amino acids)
Biological process (GO): regulation of DNA-templated transcription
Source: RefSeq, a predicted model, not a curated record
CGUUCGCCUAUGGGCUUUUCCCUCUCUAGGAAAGAGAACUCUACCUCUAGGAGGUCCGACCUCCAGGAGGCCAAGACGGCGCGUGAAAUUUUGGCGGGAACGAUUUGCAGCUGCUCUUCUCCGCCUCAGAAGCUCUGGGAGCGGUGCCCCCGCUCUCCGUCACCGGGAAAGGGGCGGAGCGAGGGGAGGGGCGGGGGAGUGGGUCCGCCGUGACCGAGGGCGGCCUCAGAGGGAGCUUUCCCCCGUUCGGGCUGCGCCGAAGUGGGAGGCCGGAUGGAGGCAGGAGCAGCAGCAGCGGCCCCCGCGGCACUUCAGGCGGGGAGCGGUGGCGGCGACCCGAGAGGCCUUCCCGAGGGGCCCCACAGCUCCGAGGCCGAGCGCCGGCGCUUCCGCAGCUGUCGUCCCCGAGAGGACGAGGGGCCCCGGGCGCUCUGCAGCCGCCUUCACCGGCUUUGCCGUGGGUGGCUGCGGCCCGAGCGGAGCGGCAAAGCCGAGAUGCUGGACCGGGUGGUGCUGGAGCAGCUGCUGGCCCUGCUGCCCCCGGAGCUGGCGGGCUGGCUGCGGGAGUGCGGGGCGGAGAGCUGCGCCCAGGCGGUGGCCCUGGCCGAGGGCUUCCUGCUCGGCCCGCCGCCCUCCUCCGCCCCCCGGAAGCCCCCCAGAGAGGGCCGGCAGAUGCAGGAGCCAUUCACAGGAGAGAACUCAGCAGAGCUCCAGGAAAGAGAAAAUCAAUGCAGUCCUUCUCAAGAGUUGCUUUUCAAGAGGUUCCAACUAGGGCUAUUUCAGCAGGACUCUGAUCCUUUUGAGGAGGUCACUGUGGACUUCACAGAGGAGGAGUGGGCACUACUGGAUUCGGGCCAGAGAGCCUUGUACAUAGAAGUCACACUGGAGGCUUUUAAGAAUAUUGCUACCCUGGCAGGUGAGGCAAUGGAGGAGAAACAGGAGGGGUUAAUGCUGCUGCAAACAACAAACUACGAAGGAGAAGUGAUAUUUGACCAUCAAAUGAAUCCAAAAAGACAAGAGAGAAGCCACUCAGAAGGUGGAGGGGAAAAGUCCUCCACAUCUCGUCAUUUCUUUUCUCUUACUUUACCUAAGAACUUUUAUACGAAAAACAAACGACAAAAUACUGUAAAAUUGGGGGAGGAUUCCAGCCUGAGCAAAGCAACUAAAAUAUGCACGAAAUGUGGAAAGAGCUUUAGUAGCAAUGCUAGCCUUAAUGGCCAUCAAAGGAUCCACACAGCUGAAAAACCAUACAGUUGUGAGCAAUGUGGAAAGGGCUUCGCUUUAAUAGGAAAACUUAAUUCUCAUAAAAGGAUUCACACAGGAGAGAAACCAUAUAAAUGCACAGCGUGUGGAAAGACCUUCUGUAGCAAUGCUAGCCUUAAUGGCCAUCAAAGGAUACACAUAGCUGAGAAAUCAUAUAGUUGCAUGGAAUGUGGAAAGGACUUUGCUUUAAUAGAAAAACUUAAUGCUCACAAAAGGAUUCACACAGGAGAGAAACCAAAUAAAUGCACGAUAUGUGGAAAGAACUUCCAUUUCAGACAUAGUCUUACCCGUCAUGAGAGGAUCCACAGCAGGGAGAAAAAAUAUAGGUGCAACAAGUGUGGAAAAAGAUACUUUGAGAACAGAGCCCUUACCAUCCAUCAAAGGAUCCACACAGGGGAGAGACCUUAUAAAUGCCUGGAAUGUGGAAAGACCUUUUUUGACAACAAAGAUCUUAUUCGUCACCAUAGGAUCCAUACGGGGGAUAAGCCCUAUCAAUGUCUGGAAUGUGGAAAGAGCUUUAGUCAGACAGGACAUCUCAGUUCUCAUAAAAGAAUCCACACGGGGGAGAGGCCCUACAAAUGUUUGCAGUGUGCAAAGAGCUUCCGUUCCAAAAGUUCUCUUAAUCGCCAUGAGAGGAUCCACACAGGGGAGAAAAAAUAUAGCUGCAGAGUGUGCGGACGGGGAUUUUUCGAGAACAGAGCACUUACUAUCCAUCAAAGGAUCCACACAGGGGAGAGACCUUAUAAAUGCCUGGAGUGUGGAAAGAGCUUUAUUGAGAAAGGAAAACUUAAUUUUCAUAAAAGAGUCCACUCAAGGGAGAUACUGUAUAAUUGCAUCGAGUAUGGAAAGCAGAAAGAAAGUCUUACUCAUGAUAGAAUCCAUGCAGGAGAGAAACCAUAUACAUGCAGAGAAUGUGGAAAGAGCUUCUAUAGCAAGACGGGUCUUAAUGGCCAUCAAAGGAUCCACAUAGCUGUGAAACCAUAUAGUUGUGUGGAAUGUGGAAAGGGCUUUGCUUUAAUAGGAAAACUUAAUUCUCAUGAAAGGAUCCACACGGGGGAGAAACCGUAUAAUUGCACAAUAUGUGGAAAGAACUUCCAUUUCAGGGGUAGUCUUAAUCGUCAUGACAGGAUUCACAGAGGAGAGAAAAAACUUAGUUGCCAGGAUUGUGGAAAGAGAUUCUUUGAGAAGGGAGCCCUUACUAUCCAUCAAAGAAUCCAUACAGGGGAGAGACCAUACGAAUGCUCGGAAUGUGGAAAGAGCUUUUUUGAAAACAAACUUCUUAUUCGUCACCAAAGGAUCCACACAGGGGAGAGACCAUAUAAAUGCCUGGAGUGUGGAAAGAGCUUUACUCAGAAAGGACAUCUUAAUUCCCAUAAAAGAAUUCACACAGGGGAGAGACCUUAUAAAUGCACAGAGUGUGAAAAGAACUUCCGUUUCAAAAGUUCUCUUAAUCGCCAUGAAAGGGUCCACACGGGAGAAAAAACAUACCUGCAGGGAGUGUGGAUUCAUUGAGAACAGAGCCCUUGCUAUCCAUCAAAGGAUCUACGUGAAUUAAACUUCAUAAAUGCCUGGAGUGUGGAAAUAGGUUUACUCAGGCCAACUUAAUUCUCAUAAAAGAAUCCAUAUUAUGGAGAGACCAGAUACAGCUACUCCUCGAUUUACAACCAUUCAUUUAGUGACCAUUCAAAGUUACAAUGAAAAAAUGAAAUAAAAUGAAAAAAAGUGACUUAGGCCAAUUUUCACACUCAUGACCGUUGCAAAAUCCCAAUGAUCAUGUCAUCAAAAUUCGGGUACUCGGCCACUGGUAUCUACAGGUAGUCUCCAAUUUACCACAGUUCAUUUAGUGACUGUCCAAAGUUACAAUGGCACUGAAAAAUGUGACUUAACGACCAUUUUUCAGUUAAUCUUCACAGUAUCCCCAUGAUCAUGUGAUCAAAAUUCAGAUCUGUGGCACUUGCUUCAUAUUUAUGACCAUGGCUGUGACCCAAGGUCAUGUGAUCCUCAUUUGCGACCUUCUGACAAGCAAAGUCAAUGGGGAAGCCAGAUUCACUUAACAACCACUUACUUAUAAGCUACAAUGAUUUACUGAACAGUGGCAAGAAAGAUAAAAUGGGGCUAAACUCCAUUAACAAAUGUCUCAUUUUACCAAAACUUUGCACUCAACUGUCAUAAGGAUUAUCUGUAUUUAUGAUACUUGACAUCCAGGGUUAUGCAAUUUCCAUUUGUAAACUUCUGUUGUGAUUUCUCGCCAGCUAGUGGAUCUGCAGCUGAGUCUGAGGAAUCAGAUGAGCAGGAGGGGCCUGGACUGACAUUAGUCAGAGGAAGGCUCUGAGGAGCUCCAAGACUUACAGUCAGAUGAGGAGCCCAGCCCCUCAGGCUGAGACACAGCUGUGCUGGCAGCCUGAUUUGGACAGUAAUAAAGAACAGUUGGGACAAAUCCAGGAUGCACGAAAGUGCAGGCAAGAAAAGUGAGUAGGACAGAGGAAUGCAAUGGGGUGGCUCCAAAGGCAAAGGAGAAGGCAUGCUUUGGCUGAAUUACA